CAAAAACUCAACACCACACCUUAUAUACCCACGUUACAAAGCCGGUUUUGACCUUUCAAUGCUUCUCACUACGUAAAAGCUCAAGCCAACCUCAUAUAAAAUAUCUUCUUCCUGUAUAGCCAACAUGCCAGAACCCCGCUUCUCCGAUCUGAUCCUCCCUCAAAAUGAACAACUCUCCAUGUCCCAACUCAUGGCGUCUUUCAAACGCACCACACUUACAAUCCACAACCGUCUGACUAGCAUCCAAACCGAUGCAACCUUUGUGGACCUAGUGUCUCAAGCAUAUAGUCCGCGACCACUUGUGGCUAAUGAACGUUGUGGGAGUUGGUAUAUUCCGCCUGAGCGUAAAGGUGCAAGUGCGUAUUUUAAGAGUACGGAUGGUCAUGAGAGGGCGUGGAAAUUUAGCACUAGGAGGUUGAACUUGCAUCUGGUUGAGCUUAUUGAGAAUAAUGAUGGUAUCAUAAUCGUCGACUCUACUCGCCGUGGAAAGCGGAUGCCUGAUGCCCUUUCAUCGACGAUUCCUAUCUGGUGCACAAUCCUCAACCUCACUCUUCUCCCCUCAAACCCAUCCUCAGCAAAUCUCUAUCUGCCAGCUCAUCUCCCCGCAACAACGCACUCCCAAAUAUGCGCACUCAUCCCUGGAUUCGUUGCUUCCUUCAAGGCACUCAAUCUCAAUCUUCCAACAUGUCUGACAAAACCACUCCGCCCAUUCUGGGUAACCCCAGACUCAUCUCUUCCUUCUGUCGAAGACACAUCCUCCAUAUUUGACGACUUCCGCCCCGUCAUCUGCUGCACGGCUAGUCGCCGAGUUGUAGGCAGCGAGAUGGACGAGGGAGGAUAUAUACAAGGUGCGGCUGACGAUACUGAGAUGUGGGCGCAUGAUCUUACAGCGCCUUUGUUUUGGGAGAAUAUUGAUGAGCUUCUCAAGACGCCAGAGGCUGAACUGCCAGAUCUGAUCUCCAGACUAGUCAGCGACCAUGCUGUUAGCAAGAAGGACGAAGGAACACAGAUAAAGCUGACACCACACCUUUCAGUUUGCCCUUUACCACUUCCCGCCAACCCCUCGGAGUGUCGCAUUGUCGUAACUCAAGACACCACACCAAAAGAUAACUGGAUAAAAUCCAAGACUUACAUGCAGGCCGGCCUUGGCAAAAACAAGCUGGCUAGUCGCAACCUUCGCACUUCUCUACCUGAAAUAUGCGACUUUGCUGCUAAAUAUCUUGCCUCAGCCACAGAGCCUAAUCAGCAACAAAUCAUAGUCGCAUGCGAAUCAGGGCGAGAUCUGUCAGUCGGCGUAGCUCUCGCGAUAUCAUGCUACCUAUUUGAUGACGGCGGGAACAUCAGAAAAUCAACAGAAGACGUCUCAUUUACAAAGACGUUCAUAAAGUCGAGAUUGGGUGUCAUCAUGACAGCUUACCCGGGCGCCAAUCCCAGCCGGGCCACUCUACAGAGUGUCAACAGCUUUUUAAUGGACUGGCGAAAAUGAUGCAGUUCAUAUAGAAUAUAUAUUCGGGAUCAACAAAUCAAUCAUGAGACAAUACGACCUGUGUCUGAGACAAUAAGCUGUAUUGUGUCUCAGU
Molecule: messenger RNA, 1580 nt
Organism: Fusarium odoratissimum NRRL 54006
Lineage: Eukaryota; Fungi; Ascomycota; Sordariomycetes; Hypocreales; Nectriaceae
Exons: 3
Coding region: 125-1486 (453 amino acids)
Biological process (GO): charged-tRNA amino acid modification
Cellular component (GO): cytoplasm
Molecular function (GO): tRNA adenosine(64)-2'-O-ribosylphosphate transferase activity
Source: RefSeq, a predicted model, not a curated record